UGACAUCGCCAUCCUAGGAAAACAAAAUAGUCUAACCUUUGGUGAUUCAGCUUCCAGUCUCAUCUUCGCUAACAUAAACUUUCCUGUUUGACCGUGUAGUUGAACCUGAUAGAGAAAUGUCUUCAGCACCGACAUUUUCAGGUAAAGACCCAAACCAACACAAGCGUGUGUCUUCAAAGUCAAACCCUGGAUUCCUGGAGAGAUUAGGUGAAACUGCAGGAGGAACAGUCUUCGGAGUUGGACUGUUUUUCCUCUCAAUAUACAUUCUCUUCACCAAUGAGGGACGGGCUCUGCAGACAGCGUCCUCCCUGAAUGAAGGUCUCUCUCAGGUCGUGUCACUGGGACCUUCCUCCAGCCUCGACCUGCAGAACAACAACCGUUUAGUUCACCUGUCUGCAAAGCUGCGCACCGCACAGCCCCUGCAUGACCCCAACUACAGAGUGGUGGUGCAGGCAGUGAAGCUGAAGAGGCAGGUGGAGAUGUAUCAGUGGGUGGAGUACCAGGAGAGCAAGGACUACCAAGAGAACGGUGAAACCAAAACUGAAACGACGUACACCUACAACACAGAGUGGAAAUCAGAGUUGAUCAACAGUCGCAAUUUUGAUAAGGAAAUUGGUCACCAGAACCCAAGUGCCAUGGCGGUUGAGAGUGUGACAGUCGUGUCUCCUGAAGUCACAGUUGGACCUUUCAGUCUGUCUAAAGGCCUGGUGGAGCAGAUCAACAAUUUCCAGACACUGAGCUUGAGGAAUCUCAUUGGCUUUAACUUGGACCCUUUUCUCACCAUUGACGAUGAUUAUUUUUAUCACACUCAGUACCCGCGCAGGCCAGAGGUCGGGGAUGUUCGUGUGAGAUUCUCCUUCGCUGGACUAAGCGGUGAGACGUCCCCCUUCGGCCCAGCCCAAACUGUCAGUAUUGUGGCGAUGCAGAGAGGCGAGCAGCUGGUGCCCUUUAAGACCAAGUCAGGUGACACUCUGGAGAUCCUGUACCUAGAGGAUCUCUCUGCAGAGGAGGUUUUUGAGAAGGAACACCAGUACAACAGUAUGAGGACAUGGGGUCUCAGGGCUGCUGGCUGGGCGCUCAUGUUCCUUAGUAUUCAGCUGACCAUGCGCAUCAUCUACACACUGGUGGACUGGGUUCCUAUUCUCAGAGAGCUUGUGUCCGUGGGGCUGAAGAUCUUCGCCUUGUGCGUCUCCUGCUCUCUGUCUCUUCUCACCAUUGGAGUAGGUUGGCUUUUUUACCGACCGUUAGUGGCAGUGGCUCUGGGAGCGCUUGCUCUGCUUCCAGUGUUUCUCGCCCGCUCGGGACUUCCAGCCAAGAAGAACGAGUGACUAGUCAACUGAUGAUCAUCACAAGUUUCUGACGUCUGGUCGUAUCCGUCUAUCAGAGGAGAGAGACAGUUAUUGUGCAGCUUUUUUUUCUACAGUGGAUUGUAAACUGUACAGGAUUAAAGUGACAAUUUUAACUAUGGCAAUAAAUAUGUUUUGCUCUUGUAGAUACAAUAAUAGGUUUAAUCCAACAUCCAUCAAAGUUUAAAUGCACUUGAACGUAUCAGCCUGUAAAUAAAUGUGUGUAUAAAAGGAUAUCACACUGUAACCACUCAGUUGAUGUACUGUUAGACACAGGUGGAAGUCCUCAGUUGUUGCCUUAAACAAAAUGUUAUCAGCUGUGACCUUUCAAAAGUUCAUCCACACACACAAAACCUCCUGUGUUCUCACUUGAUAUUUUGUUGUUCACAAUGAGCAACACAACAUUACUAUGGUGUCAUUUUUUACUGUAAAUAAAACUUGCCAAAGUCUUGUUGCUUCUGCCACUAAA
This is a messenger RNA of Thunnus maccoyii (southern bluefin tuna), 1815 nucleotides long. RefSeq names its product transmembrane protein 43. Gene Ontology annotation, biological process: nuclear membrane organization. Lineage: Eukaryota; Metazoa; Chordata; Actinopteri; Scombriformes; Scombridae. Gene Ontology annotation, cellular component: nuclear inner membrane. Bases 117 to 1328 code for a protein of 403 amino acids. The transcript has 12 exons. The record is from RefSeq and is a predicted model, not a curated record.